Cryptosporidium muris RN66 is the source of this 969-nucleotide messenger RNA. RefSeq lists its product as uncharacterized. The record is from RefSeq and is a predicted model, not a curated record. The transcript has a single exon. Lineage: Eukaryota; Apicomplexa; Conoidasida; Eucoccidiorida; Cryptosporidiidae. Bases 16 to 918 code for a protein of 300 amino acids.
GUAUAAAAGUAUAGAAUGCCAGUUAUAUAUUCAAUAAACACUAGUAACAAGUUUGCUGCAUUGAGUGUGAGUGAUGAUGAGGGUGAACCUGUUAAACCACAAUUAGAAGAGAAACUAAAAAAGUCUGAGCAGAUAAUUAUUAAGAACAAUAUUAGUAAUAAUAAAUCUAAUAUAGAAGUUAACUCCCGAAGUGAGGAGGCAAUAAUCUCGAGUCAGGUACCUGUAAAUAAUAUUGAAAAGGACUUAAGAGGUCGUAGAAGAGGUGGUAGUAGUAUUUGUAGAGGUAGUAGAGGUGGUUACAUUGAUCAUCAUGGAAGGACAUUCGAUCGUCGUGAUGGGUCAGGUAGAGGUCGUAGAAUUCCUAAACAUGGAGCUGGAGUUGGUAAUUGGGGCACAACUGAAGAUGAAGUUAAGGCUGGAACUAAAGUAGAUAAUAGUAUGACCAACUUUCAAGAAAAUGAACAUCAUUCAGUUGAAGAUUGCAAUAAUAAUACGGGAAUGAACAAAGUAGAUGAUUCACCAUUAAUAGUUAGCUAUGAAGAUUACAUGAAACAAUUAGAUGCAAAACGGAUUGGAGUUAAGCAAGAUACCUAUAUAGAAACUAAUAAUAUUCAGAAAGAUUUUGAGAAAGAAGAUUUAAAGCGAUAUGUUAGACAAUAUGGAUCUACUAAUUCAAGUAUUAAGAAACAGCGUUCACCAAGGAAUUUUAAUAAGAAUGAAAAAACUAAACUAAAUUACUUUGAAUUAGCUGCACAAUAUGGACGUAGGGCUACAGGUCGCAGAGAUAAUAAUUUUAAUAGAAAAGAGAAAGGUGAUACUAAUUCUAAUUUACGUACAGCAAAAGUAUCUGGGAGACGUGAGGCACCAGAUGUUACUGACAUUCGUGCAUUUCCAGAACUUAGCAAUUCUUCAUCAUAGUUUAUUAUUACAAUUUUAACUAGCUUAACAAAUAAUAAAUUACUUGUACUA